Messenger RNA from Exophiala bonariae, 1290 nucleotides. RefSeq lists its product as uncharacterized. NCBI's taxonomy places the organism in Eukaryota, Fungi, Ascomycota, Eurotiomycetes, Chaetothyriales, Herpotrichiellaceae. Bases 1 to 1290 code for a protein of 429 amino acids. The transcript has a single exon. The record is from RefSeq and is a predicted model, not a curated record.
AUGUCUGCUCCACAACAACCAACCAAAGCCUCGAGACGAUCAGGCAAGAAGCAGCGCGCAUCUGAACCCCAAGACGCCGCCAUACCCGUCUCUGCACCACAAACCAACAACACACCGCCCAAGGCAAACAAUCAUAACAAACCCAACCCCAAAGGUCAAUCGCGCAGACCCUCUCACGCCCAGAACAUGAGGAAUCAGGCCGAUGGCAGCUUGUCAGACCGCGGCAAACCCCACAAUCACUAUUCGGAUAAGGUCAAGGCGACUCCAGUCAAGCCGGCUGCCUACGCUGGCUCAACAUUUCAACAGUCGCCAGCAGCGUCUGCUUUGCCCAUGCCCAGCUUUUAUUCCAAAUCGCUCCCCUCAGCUGGAUUUGUUCCACUUCAGUCAUCCAAAGAACCCAGUCCUCCUACUCCGAGUUCGACUACACCACCCCAAGAUCCACAAACUCAACGCGAGUCCACUCCCUGCGACUUUCUCUUCGAUGCUGCCAGGAAGGCAAAGGCCACUCCGCGUGGUGAGAGCCCUGCGAACUUCGCAGGGAACCUCUCUGUGCCGAGUGGCAGUCCCGCUUCGAGGUCUCCAGGCCCGAGGGAAGGCGAUUCCAUGUUUCCUUUUGAAUUGGAUGGGGGCGCAGUUGCUGGAGAGGAUGGUUCUUCAUUUGCUACUCCCUACAAGGAUCGCAUGGCUGCACUGAGAUCAACAAGGUCGACCUCAGUAGGUGUCAAGAACAUGGAUGAGGAUGAACGAAAGGCCAAGACCGAGGCUCUGAAGAAACUCCUGAUGAAGUCCAACGGAAACGAGGGAAAUGCCAUGACCAGUUUCCAUCCCGAUCCCCAUAAUCCCUUCAACGCAAAAGCUCCAAUCCCGCAGGGCAACCAUUCAUUUCAGGGAAGUCAUUUGGGGCGUCCUAAUUCCAAUCCAUCUACACCUUUCUAUGUGCCAGAGCACAAGGACUAUCACCCCCAAUCUCCAUUUCCCCACAUUCCUUAUCAUUAUGCUUCUGGGCCAAUGCAAACUCCAAAUCGGCCUUCAUCUUCUGGCUUGCGGAAUGUCUAUGGCGCUCAGAGUGAACCAGAGUACGCUGAGUUGUCGUCUGAUUCCGCUGUUACGCCACCAAUAUCGACCGCACGAAAACAGUCACCUAGAUCAACGCGACAAUAUGGCGCCUUUGUUGGUCAACCUUACUCACCACAACCACAGGUAUCGAGCCACCGAAGCAAACCCAGUGCACAGCAAUUGGAGGAUGAUUUGAGACGAGUUUUGAAAUUGGAUCUUACUUCUCGAGGUUGA